This is a messenger RNA of Drosophila kikkawai, 1450 nucleotides long. RefSeq names its product calmodulin. Gene Ontology annotation, molecular function: calcium ion binding; myosin heavy chain binding. Lineage: Eukaryota; Metazoa; Arthropoda; Insecta; Diptera; Drosophilidae. Gene Ontology annotation, biological process: post-embryonic development; locomotion. The record is from RefSeq and is a predicted model, not a curated record. Gene Ontology annotation, cellular component: myosin II complex; cytoplasm.
CUUGGGCCGAGUGCGCCGUCGAAUGUGGUUCGAAUAAAUCCUCGAGAGCAACAGUCUCUGGGAAAACGCGUCCGAGUCGUUAAGAAAGUGCGGGUGACUCGACCACCGAUUGGUAGAAAGUGUCAGUGUCAUAAAAAAAAAGGUGUUGAGUGUUCGGGAAAAGUGUCUAAAAGCAAGUUUUCGAAAACUUGAAAAUUCGGAGCUCAUUUUUAAGCCAGAUUUAUUAAAGAAAAAAUAAUAGUGCCAUAUCUAAAAAGAACGUGCUUUCGAAAUGUCUAUGGAUCCAUCAGUUUCCUUCGAGGAUCUGGAGCGUCGUCGACGUCGCACCAGUUCCGCCCGCAAGCAGUCACAAACUCCGCAACCACCCUCGCAUCUGGCCGAUUCGGAGGCCAUGGCCGUGAUCAAUGAGAUUUUUAAUCCCACGCUAAAGCUACCAGAGUCCAGUGGCCAUUACACGCUGCCCGAGGAGAUGACUGCUGACGAUCAGGUGGCGCCGCAUGACCUGGACAUUGCCAAGCUAGCGGAGCUGAAGGAAGUUUUCUCGCUCUUUGACACGGACUGCGAUGGAUUGAUCUCCAAGGAUGAUCUGCGGUUCACCUACACCGCCUUGGGAAAUGAGCCGAAUGAGCAGCUCCUGGAGCAGAUGAUGGAGGAGGCCAAAGAACCCCUGGACUAUGAGGCCUUUGUUCGGUUAAUGAGCCGACGCACCCAAGAACUGGAUCCGGAGGAUGUGCUGCUCGAAGCCUGGAGCAAAUGGGACGAUCACGGCACGGGCAAGAUCGAGGAACGCAAAAUCUACGAGGAGCUAACCAACUAUGGAGACAAAAUGACUCUGAACGAGGCCAAGGAGGCUCUUAGCCAUGCACCGAUGGCCAAGCCCAAGUCCCUGGAGGAGCCGCCCAUGAUCGAUUAUCCGGCCUUUUGUCGCAUGCUAGGCGGAAUGCGCAAGCGAAAGGGGGAAUAACAUUAUAGAUUGAUUUAUAAGGACUUUUAUUUAACAUUUCAAAUGUUUUUAUCUUAUUAUUUGUUAAAAAAGGAAUUUAAAAGGAAUAUUUCAUACUAGAUUGCUGGAUAUAAAAAGGGACAUAAGGCCAGAAAAAAGUUUGCCUAAGCAAGAAAUCAUAAGGGUUCUUCUUACAUCUUGGAUUUUAGAGUUCCUGUAAAAAUAUAAAUGAAUAAAAAUAAUGAAGGCUUAGAGCUGAAAAUUCCUAUAUAUUUAAAUCCCAUUCAUAACUUAUUUUCAUUAAGAAAGAAAAGUUUCAAAUUUAAUUUAAAAUUUCUAUUUCCCGUAGCUCACUUGUAGUAAAUCCCUGCAAUCUACUUAAUUAUUUUUCAAUUACUUGUGGCUCUAAGAACUCGGCCGACCGCAGCUGUUUCGAUGUGACAAUCGAAUUAGCCUUAACGCCAACUUUUGUUCGACUUUUUAUCAAAAUAAAUCGUGAAGAACCAA